AGCCCAAGCAGCGGCUGAGGAGGGAAAGCUGAGGCAAAGAUGUCGGGGGUCCCGGCGGUGCGCAUCAGCAUCGAGUCCGCCUGCGAGAAGCAUGUGCAGGAGGUGGGCCUGGACGGGAGCGAGACCUACCAGCAGCCGCUCUCCAUGUCGCAGAACUUGGCCCGCCUGGCGCAGCGCAUCGACUUCAGCCAGGGCAGCUCCGGCUCCGAAGAGGACGAGCCCAGCCAGGCCGGCGCCGGCCGAGACUGGGCCGGAGGAGGGGACGACGAAGAAGAGGAAGGUUUGGUAAAGUUUCAGCCUUCUCUCUGGCCUUGGGAUUCGGUGAGGAAUAAUCUAAGAAGUGCUUUGACCGAGAUGUGUGUGCUCUAUGACGUUCUCUGCAUUGUCAAAGAUAAAAAGUUUAUGACUCUAGAUCCAGUUGUGCAAGAGACACUUUCCCAAAAGCAGAAUCCCCAGGUAUUACAGUUGUUCUCCAAGAAAAAGUCGUUAGCUGGAGCAGCCCAAAUUCUUCUGAAAGGAGCGGAAAGAUUAUCAAAAUCAGUCGCAGAAAGCCAGGAAAAUAAGCGGCAGAGAGACUUCAACUCUGAAUUGCUAAGACUGAGACAGCACUGGAAGCUAAGGAAAGUGGGAGACAAAAUCCUUGGGGACUUGAGCUACAAGAGUGCAGGGUCUCUCUUUCCACAUCAUGGUACAUUUGAGGUCAUAAAAAACACAGACAUUGACCUGGAUAAAAAGAUUCCCGAAGAUUACUGUCCUCUAGAUGUUCAAAUCCCAAGUGAUUUAGAGGGAUCUGCCUAUAUCAAGGUAUCUAUUCAGAAACAAGCACCAGAUAUAGGGGAUCUUGGUACAGUAAAUCUGUUUAAAAGACCUCUUCUGAAAUCAAAGCCAGGAGCUCUGCAUUGGCAAGCAAAGCUGGAGACUGCACAGAAUGUCUUGCUAUGCAAAGAGAUCUUUGCCCAACUGUCUCGGGAAGCUGUGCAGAUUAAAUCUCAAAUUCCUCACAUAGUUGUGAAGAAUCAAAUAAUUUCCCAGCCAUUCCCAGGCUUGCAGCUAUCUAUUUCCUUGUGUCACUCUUCAGAUGACAAGAAAUCCCAAAGGUCUGCUUCUGAGAAACAAAGCCCAGAGGAUCACCUUUAUGUUCUGGAACAUAAUUUGCAUCAACUGAUCAGGGAGUUUCACAAGCAGACCCUGAGCUCCACUACGAUGCCUCACCCAGCUAGCGCACCUUUUGGCCAUAAGAGAAUGAGACUGGCAGGACCUCAGGCCUUCGAUAAAAAUGAAAUCAAUUCCUUGCAACCAAACGAGGGGCUGCUGGAGAAGAUUAUAAAGCAAGCCAAACACAUCUUUCUGAGACGCAGAACAGCUCGGACCAUCGACAGUCUCGCCAGCCGUAUUGAAGACCCGCAAAUUCAGGCCCAUUGGUCAAACAUCAAUGAUGUCUAUGAAUCGAGUGUCAAGGUCCUGAUCACCUCUCAAGGUUACGAGCAGAUAUGCAAGUCCAUUCAGCUGCAACUGAAUAUCGGCGUUGAACAGAUCAGGGUCGUACACAGAGAUGGAAGAGUGAUUACACUGUCCCAUCAAGAACAAGAGCUACAAGAUUUUCUUCUCUCGCAGAUGUCGCAGCAUCAAGUGCAUGCAGUUCAGCAAUUGGCCAAAGUUAUGGGAUGGCACGUGCUCAGUUUCAGCAACCAUGUGGGGCUGGGUCCAGUCGAGAGUAUUGGCAAUGCGUCAGCCAUAACGGUGGCAUCUCCAAACGGGGACUACUCUAUUUCAGUACGCAACGGUCCAGAAAGCGGCAGCAAAAUUAUGGUGCAGUUCCCGCGGUGCCAGUGCAAAGAUCUCCCCAAAAGCGACGUGCUGCAAGACAGCAAAUGGAACUACCUUCGCGGUCCAUUCAAAGAGGUUCAGUGGAACAAAAUGGAAGGGCGGAACUUUGUCUACAAAAUGGAACUCCUAAUGGCAGCUUUGACCCCCUGCACCUAGGUUAAGCAGCAUCCCAAGGACUGUUUUGGUACACGCCGAACACAAGGGAAUCUGCACAAAAAACAACAGGCAAGCUUGGGAAAGUGUUUGGACUUGCAUUACUGCACUCUGAUAUCCACUCCUGGAUUGUUCCUACUAAGUGACAUAACUAGUAAAACAAUCUCCAGGAACUUGACUCUUUCCCUUAGAUAAUAUUAAAUGUCUUUAGUUCUGGAUGCAUUUUCUCCCACAACGUUCUUCUGAAUAUUGAAUUAAAUGAUGCCAUUUUUGAGAUAA
Elgaria multicarinata webbii is the source of this 2259-nucleotide messenger RNA. RefSeq names its product mediator complex subunit 17 (gene MED17). The transcript is spliced from 12 exons. NCBI's taxonomy places the organism in Eukaryota, Metazoa, Chordata, Lepidosauria, Squamata, Anguidae. Gene Ontology annotation, cellular component: core mediator complex; mediator complex. The coding region runs from base 40 to 1983 and encodes 647 amino acids. Gene Ontology annotation, molecular function: transcription coregulator activity. The record is from RefSeq and is a predicted model, not a curated record. Gene Ontology annotation, biological process: regulation of transcription by RNA polymerase II.